Messenger RNA from Sycon ciliatum, 1760 nucleotides. RefSeq names its product phosphatidylglycerophosphatase and protein-tyrosine phosphatase 1-like. Gene Ontology annotation, biological process: protein dephosphorylation. Lineage: Eukaryota; Metazoa; Porifera; Calcarea; Leucosolenida; Sycettidae. Bases 211 to 771 code for a protein of 186 amino acids. The transcript is spliced from 4 exons. The record is from RefSeq and is a predicted model, not a curated record. Gene Ontology annotation, molecular function: protein tyrosine/serine/threonine phosphatase activity; phosphatidylinositol-4,5-bisphosphate 5-phosphatase activity; phosphatidylglycerophosphatase activity.
UUCAUCUGCGAGAUCAAAAUUAUUUUGGUGAUUGCUUUCUUGUGCCCGUCGUUCUUUGAAGCAGGCUCGUACUUGCACCUACUCUUUCAAACUACAACUAGUAACUACUUGCGGAUGCAAGUCUCGUUUGUUGAGUGUUGUUGACACACGUGAUUUGAAAUUCACAUCACUUUUCGCUGAUUUGACUUGAACUGUGGAAUUGCAUUUCAAAUGGAUCGAUUCAUUCCUGGAAUUGUGAAGGAAAUCUAUUGUAGAGUUACAUUCUACCCUACUCUACUGAAGAACGUGUUGUUCGUUGGUGAACUGAGACGCUGGUACGAUCGAGUGGACAACCGUGUGAUAUUGGGCGCUUUACCUCUAAGGCGAUACAACAAACAGCUCGUGGAAGAGGAGAAUGUCCGCCUGGUGGUCACACUAUGUCGCAGUUACGAAACUCAGCUUUUCACAAACUCAGAGCUGGAGUGGGGCAGACUGAACGUGAGGCAGAUUCACAUACCUGUCAUGGAGUACUUUGGCACACCAAGCGUGGAACAGAUGGAGUAUGCCGUGUCGGCCAUUCGUGCACUGGACGACGGUGAGAGUGCCUACAUUCAUUGCAAGGCCGGGCGAUCCAGGAGUGCCACCGUUGCUGGCAGCUAUUUGAUCGAGACCACUGGUUCCACACCCGAUCAAGCCGUCUAUCGACUGAAGGAGAAGCGCCCGCACAUCUCGCUUAGCGCCAAGCAGGUCCACUCUCUCUACUCCUAUUACAAUGCUAAGCACCGAAGAUGAUGUAGCAGGUGACGACAGUUUACGAGAACUUGCCGGAGCGAAGUACUUCGAGAGCUGUAUUGACUUUGCCCUGCGCCCAUCUCGUACCCAGAAGCGUGCUCUUAUCACUGUAUGCCGACCAGUGGCAGUGGUGCUUGUGUCAAACUGACCGACCGCGCUAUGAAGACGACCAGGCAGUAUCGUCACACACAUCCCGCGAUCAGCAUGGUGGAUACCGGUGUGUAGGGCGUUUAGCCAUGGAUAUGACGGAAUGAGUGGCCGGCCACCUAUAGUGACAGUGGAGUGGAGGCUUCAUUCGGAUAAGAAGGUCGACGGCAUCCUGGGUUCGCUACAUGACAUGAGGAAGCUGCAUCGUAGUGGUCAAGCAGUGAAGCAUAGUCAUUUUGGCUCAUAUGCAGGCAACUACCCAAGAGCAUGGCAUGCAGGGAACAGCCGUUGGCUCUAUGCUACAUGCAUGUACUGCUUCAUUGUCAUGACUAAGUCUUACUGGAGUCAUAGACAUCUGAUUUUUGUUUAUUCUUUGACAUUAGGUUUUUUCCAGCUGGUCUGUGAUGUUGUGUGUGUGUUUUGAUGUUUAUGCACAUACAACGACCGUCUGAUCAGCAAACACAUUGCUGCCACUGACAGCUUGUCUGCUUUCCGUAUUUUCUCAGCAACAACGAAUGGUAUGUCUUCUUCCUACUGAGAGUUUUCAACUGUUCAUAUACACAGUCACACUGCACUACUUCAUCUCGGUCUUGUAGCCUGUUCUCCACGGCACAGAUGCACAUGUACCGUAAUCUUGCAAGACCAUCGUCUUUAAUCGUUAAGUCGCUGUUUUUGGUCCUUUCACAAGUGCAUUUUCGUGCGAUUAUAAGACCAUGGUCUUAUGUGCGAGAGACAAACAUCGCAUCAACAUGUACAUGUGCAAGUACGCAUAUUAUUGGUGAAUGCAAGUACAAUGGAACCAUGAUGAACCUCGUGUGGUUUUGUGAUUCACUUAUAAGUGC